Molecule: messenger RNA, 678 nt
Organism: Exophiala viscosa
Lineage: Eukaryota; Fungi; Ascomycota; Eurotiomycetes; Chaetothyriales; Herpotrichiellaceae
Exons: 2
Coding region: 1-678 (225 amino acids)
Cellular component (GO): cytoplasm
Molecular function (GO): oxidoreductase activity, acting on the CH-OH group of donors, NAD or NADP as acceptor
Source: RefSeq, a predicted model, not a curated record
AUGUCAGUCGAGGCAUUCACAGUCACUCGCUCUAAGCUCACCGGGCCCCGAAACAAAACAAUCCUAAUAACAGGCGGGAGUGCCGGCAUCGGUCUACAAACAGCAACGCUGCUGCACGACCUGGGCAAUAAUGUCGUUGUUCUUGACCGCGCCCCAGCACCAAAAUCUUUCUCGACUUCAUCCAGAUUCCUGUACCAACAAUGUGAUAUCACCUCGUGGACGUCGCAGCGAGGUGCCUUUGAAGCCGCGGUCAAGAAGUUCGGCGGAAUUGACGGCGUGUUCGUCAAUGCUGGGAUUGCAGAGUACAAGGACCAAUUUUUCCGUGAUGAGGUAGACUCUACGGGUUUACUUGCGGAGCCGGAUCGGCGGACGCUGAUGGUGGAUAUGAACGCCGCAAGUGAUACGGUGAGGUUGGCGAUUCAUUAUAUGAGAAGGAAUGGCAAGGAACGGGGGGGCAGUAUCGUCAUGACGGCCAGUUUGGCGGGGUAUCUGGCCAGUGCGGGAGCGCCGCUAUACUCUGCUGCGAAGCAUGGCAUCGUCGGCUUGAUGAGAGCACUCAAGAAUGACACGGCGACAUUGGGCAUUGCGAUAUCCGUCGUCGCGCCGGGCAUUACAUUGACGGACAUCCUUUCGGGACGGAAAGAGGGCGAAUCGCUUCAAGAGUGGGCGUCUACCUGA